UAUUAAAGGAAUAUACAUAAUAAUAAUAAUAAUAAUAAUAAUAAUAAUAAUAAUAAUAAUGAUGGAGCAAGUAAUACCAAUGAGUUGGUUGAAUAAAAUUUUCCUGAUUUUAAGUUUGGGAUGUGCAAUAUUUUGUCUGAUAAUAGAACAAUGGCUCACUGUAACAUCAUUAUCUAUUUAUAUUUUAUUGAUAUGGUGUAUAAUUGUCAUAAUAAUAUCAACUUGGUUGAGCUGCUAUAUUUUAAAAAUAACAUUAAAAGCUGUCUCACCAUUUAAUAUCAAACCAGUAGAUAAUGUUAUUAAAAAUAUGUUAAAUAUUAAGCCAGAGACUAAUAAUGAUACAGUGAUAUCUCCUAAAAAUUUACUUAUAAAUAACAAAGAAUUAUCGAAUGCGACUGAAGAGAAAAAGCUGGAUGGUAACAACGAAAAGGAGACUAAAAUUAAAGCAUCUGGCAAGAGAGAGGAUAUUGAUAAAAUAAUAAAUGAAAUUAACGAUAAGUUUAUUGAUAACUGGUACUCAAUUAUAAGCGAUGAUAAAACAUUUGAUGAGGAAUCCAAAGAAAUUCUCAAGACAAUUUUUGAAAAAAUUUACAGUAAAAUAUUAUUGAUAAAUAAAAUAAAAUUAUCUCAUAAAUUUGCAGAUAUAUUGUUAUUACAUUUGAAAGAAUACAGACGUGCUUUACGCCGCGUUGAAAAAGGUAAAGCUAAAAAUAUUGAAGAGGCUUAUAGGUGUAUACAUCCAGGUUCUCGUAGUAACUCAACAUUAGAACAUACUCUACAUAGUAUUAUAACAAUAAUAGUUCGUGAAUUUCUUCAGUUGGAAUUAACAAGUUCACUACCAUGUAAAUUAUUAUUAUCAAUACUUGCCAAAAAGUUGUCUCUAAUACUUGAUCAAGUAUCUUUACCUCAAUGGAUUUUUGUCACAAUAAUUAAUUAUAUACAAUUAAGUGAAGAUCCAAUAUCAUGUAAAGAUAAAGAUGAUGGUGUGAUAUCCCAAAGUUUAAAUACAGGUUCAACUUCAGCGACAGCUGUAGUGAUAAAAAGACAGUUGCCAAAGACAGUAUUAAGUAAUGAUAAUAAUCCAGUUAUUGAAAUAACAUCACCAAAAAUAGUUACAUCUUGUAAGAAAACAGAUCGGAUAUCUCUGUGUCUUGACGGUCUUUCGACAAUUGGACACAAAGGAUUGUGGAAUGACUUGAAUGAUGUACAAAUUAAUUAUGAAAAUUCUGAUAAAUAUGAUGAUGAUCACAUUUCGCCAGUUUAUGAAGAGCCUACAGACUUUGCAACGACAAUAGCACGUUUGAGAAAUUUACUUCAGCAGAAAUCUACAGCCAACUCUCCGUUACCUGUUGAAGAAAAAACUUUUACGUAUGACUGUAAUCAGUUUUUCAAUUUAGUAAUUCCAUGGACUGAGUUUCACACAUCAACUGAUGGAUCGCAACAAUUACUUUAUUGUAUUCAGUUUGACGAUGUUGAACAACAUGGCGAGGACAUGUUUGAAACGACAACGGCUACUGUAAGACGACAGUAUGCUGAUUUCGUUCAAUUGCACAAAAGCUUAGAAGAAUUACCAAAUUAUUCGGCCGUCAUGGCAGAGAUACGUUUACCAGAUGGCGGUCGCUUGGAGAUGGAGAAUUAUUUAAAGACACUGUGUUUAAAAUUGUCACCUGAUACACCAACGCAGUUGAGACAUUUUUUAAGGCCAAAUAACGGUGGUAGCAAAAAAGCAGACGCAGUGGCUCCAAGAUUUGAUAGAUUUUUAGCUAAAACCGUAACUGGAGUUUUUAAUACUCUAAGAACUGUAGUGCCAGGUUUCGAAAUGGACCAAGAAGAUGACGGUGUCCCGAUGCCAACACUAAUGCCUUUAUCUGACAUUCCAUGGAGAUUCGUUGAAGAUAUUAAAUCUAAGAAUAUCGCUAAUGAGUUAGAAAUUUUAUUAGCCGAUAGAGUAGACUUUUGUUCUGUUGAUACUGCAUACGAAGCUGUUGAAUCUGUUGAAGGUGAUUGUGACUCAGAACUUCUUUCACACUGGUUAAAAAUAGUCAACACACCUUAUGAUGAAGAGCUUGAAGAAUUAGAUAGUAAAUUAAUCAUGACUUGUAUAUGUAUUGAUUUAGUUUGCGAAAUUUUAGCUGGUAUUGAAAGUAGUAAUACCUUAAGACAAGAAGCUGUUGUUAGAUGGACAAAAUUACUUUUUGGUAAUAUUACUGAGCCAUUAAUUAAUAAAUUUAUUUUAAAUUUUUAUAGUUAUAUUGAUUUAAUGUCAAUAUUUUCGAAUCAACAAGAUGAUACUUACAAUGAACCUAUUGAUAGUAUUGAAAACAAAUUGUUUGUUAUAUUGUCGGCUAAAGUAACGAGAGAACUUAAGUUUAUUUUUGGUGAGGAUGAUUUUAAUAAAAUUAUUAAAUUUAUAUUACAAUCUUUAAAAUGUAAAAAAGUUAAUCUCGAUUUAUUGCUACAAUUUGUUGAUAUUUUAGCAUCUGAAUUAUUGAUGGUAUCUAAAUCUAAUAAUUUAACGACAUAAAUAAUUUUAAACAAAGCAUUUAUUUUUUUACGUUCUACUUAAAAAAAAAAAAAAAAAAAAAAAAAAUAUCAGUAUGGAAUAAAAAUGUCUAAGUACCUGAUUGCACUGUCAAGAGAAAAUGGAGCGACUAUAAUUAUCAUUACAAUAUCUUAGAAUAAGUGAUUAUUAUAAUCUUGUAUUAUUUUUAAUUUAAUCCAAAAAUUUAUUUCCAUUUUCUCUCAAGUCAUAUAUUAAAGAACAAUUAUGUUACCACUUUGUAUUUUUUAGCUAACUUUUUUUUAUAAUGUUAUUGAAAAUAAAUAUAUUUUAAUUCUCACAAGAAAUCUCAUUACUAGCUGUUGUAUAAAAAAAGUGUAAUUUAUAUUUUUUUUUGUUUUUACAUAAGUCUCAUAUCGUUUUAAAUUACAAUAAAUCAGAUAUGAAGCUGAUAAUAUGAAAAAAAAGAAUACAUUACAAUAUGAGAUACAAAGAAAAUGAUCUAUUGAUUAUUAUAUAUUUAUUGCUUGAAAUAUUUUCACUUCUCUAGUCCUUGGAAUUGUUAUCAAUUUGAUUUUUUUGCUUUUCAAGUUGUGCCCUUUAGAGAAAAGAAAAAACAUAAUUGAUUAUUAUUUUUGGUAAAUUUUCAAAUGUUGAGAUUUCUGAGACUCAAAGCAAACAUCACUCAAAUUAAAUAGUUACAAUAUUCUUUGUAUUUUUUACACAAAUAUUUUUAUUGUUUAGAAAAAAACGACGCAUUGUGCCAUUAACUAUUUAUGUAAGACAAAAAUAAAAAUAUUAAUGAA
Messenger RNA from Cotesia glomerata, 3306 nucleotides. RefSeq lists its product as uncharacterized. The transcript has a single exon. Gene Ontology annotation, cellular component: intracellular membrane-bounded organelle. The coding region runs from base 59 to 2524 and encodes 821 amino acids. The record is from RefSeq and is a predicted model, not a curated record. NCBI's taxonomy places the organism in Eukaryota, Metazoa, Arthropoda, Insecta, Hymenoptera, Braconidae. Gene Ontology annotation, molecular function: phosphatidylinositol binding.